AUGAGGACACAGGAGAAAGCAAAUAGCUUUGAAGAAUAUUUGUUAAAAUAGAGGUAAGCUCUCUUUUGAAGUUUCAGUGUACGAUACACAAAUAUUCAGAUAGUUUGUUUGGAUACUAAUUGAAUUGGUUUGAAUUGAUUGUGUCCUUUUGUGAGAAGCCAAAGAUAGCUUUCAGCACAAUGGACUCGUGAGGAGAAUAAAAGAGAAUGAAAUGAUUCUUGUCAUUCUUUCACAAUAGAUGAUGAUCUUGAUCCAUUGGAUAACGACUUAUUUCCUGUUUUGAUGAAAGGCGGUCCUUUUUUCCAAACCUCUGGUAUUUUGUCUGUACCCUUUUGCACUCUUGUAAAGUGUCAANGUAAGAGAGUUUCCACUCAAAGGUUCGGCUUUCGUUUUAUUAUUCGCGGUUGUGUAGAAUCAGAUGGUGGAUUAUGGAAGCGAGGUGAAGAAGUGGAUAGAAAAAGGAAGGAAUGGAUUCUACAUCGUCGUGAAUUACGAAAUACUAUAGUUGAAGAACAAUGGAACCAACUGAUAUGGAAAUUUGAACAAAGAGCACGAGCUACAGGACAAAGCGACUACUUUCAAGAUGCUUCUGAGGAUGGUUAUUCUUUGGAAGAUGUAGAUGAAACACAGUUAGGCAAACGUGCUUCUUCUCCUUUAUCCAUAGCUCCGCCAGUUAUUGAGACAGGUCUUUGCGUUGCUGCUGUUCGAACUUUGUUGUUUGUUUCAAGGGUUUCUCGUUGGAAAGACUUUUUCAGUGUUGCAGGACCCAUCCCUAUUGUGUAUAUUGCCUUACGUUGGGGUCCUCGAUAUAGUCGAUUGGCUCUUUGUUUAUUAUUUUGUUUUUUUGUGCUUCGUCCUGGACCUCUCUAUUGUUUGCAGUACAUGUUGACACAAGGACUUGCCGUUGGGGUUCUCACACAUACUAUGUGGUGCCAGUGGAAUUGGUUGUUUUGCAUCUUAUCAAGUACUAUUGCCUAUUUGUUCGGAAUCAUGCUCGAAAUUAGUUUAACUUCUUUUGUAUUUGGUAAGAAUACGUGGACAUUGAUUACUCAACAAUCGGUGCAACUCUUCAUCCGAUUGUUUCCUUUUCUUCGUUCUCAUUUGGACGCUUCAUUGCUGGUGAAGAUAGCCAUAUUGGUAUUCCUCUUUGUUCAUUCUUUAGUACAUGUUAUCUCCAUUUAUAUUCCUUGCACUCUCUUUCUUUCAGCUGUUGCAGUUCGAAUGAAUUUGCUGUCAAGAAGACCCAGUUUACUACCAGGAAUGCAAAAGUUGAUUGACCAACUAGAGAAAUCAAAUGAACGUCGCUUUUAAACGAAUAGAGUGAAUAACCACAUU
Galdieria sulphuraria is the source of this 1335-nucleotide messenger RNA. RefSeq lists its product as hypothetical. The record is from RefSeq and is a predicted model, not a curated record. The transcript has a single exon. Lineage: Eukaryota; Rhodophyta; Bangiophyceae; Galdieriales; Galdieriaceae. The coding region runs from base 283 to 1311 and encodes 342 amino acids.